AGAGGCAGUUCACAGCAACUCAUUUCUUUCUUCGGGAGAGAGCAAAGGCCAAGGGGCGAAGCGGAAGAGCGAGGCAGCGGGUGACGUCACCAUCCUCCAGGGUUUCCCGAUCGGCGGCGAUGGCGGCCAGGACGGCGGCGAGGUUCGUGCAGCGCAGGCUCCUGUCCUCCGGCGGCAAGGUCCUCAGCGAGGAGGAGAAGGCCGCCGAGAACGUCUACAUCAAGAAAAUGGAACAAGACAAGCUGGAGAAGCUCGCACGCAAGGGUCCCAGCUCAGGAGAGCAAGCUUCAUCAACCACAGGCUCUGCAGCAAGUGACGUGAAGGCCACGGGCGGGCCAACAGAGUCAGCAUCUGCAGGUGUGUCGACUGACAAGAACAGGAACUACGCUGUCUUGGCAGGCACAAUUGCUGCCCUGGGUGGCCUGGGUUGGUAUUUCUUGUCAAAGCCUAAGAAGUCGGAGGAGGUUGUGGACUGAAGAGGGUUUGUGAAUGGGAUCUGCGGACAGUCUGCCUCAUCAGUUUCACCCUGGUUUACUUUCUGCGCAUAGACCUGCACCUUCUUCGUGGAAAUAAUUGUUGAAAUGUACUCUGCACUACUUGUUCUGAGGUGGCAUCAUCGAACUUUGAAGUAUGCACUGGAGACGCUCUGUAGUUUUCUCCCUUGUCAACUCGCAAUGUUGUAUGAUGAUCAGCUACAUCGUUGCUGAAGAGGUUUUUGGGUACUGCUGUUUUUGAAUCUAUGGAACCUGUUGGCUCUAGUCUAUAAUCAGCAGUUCAGCACAUACCUGUUGGCUCGAAUCUAUGGAACCGUUUCUGUGAUACUGAAUGAGAAUUGACAUAACACAUGCGUUGCCAUUUGCC
Molecule: messenger RNA, 861 nt
Organism: Panicum virgatum (switchgrass)
Lineage: Eukaryota; Viridiplantae; Streptophyta; Magnoliopsida; Poales; Poaceae
Exons: 3
Coding region: 120-476 (118 amino acids)
Source: RefSeq, a predicted model, not a curated record